Zophobas morio is the source of this 1070-nucleotide messenger RNA. RefSeq lists its product as uncharacterized. Bases 436 to 816 code for a protein of 126 amino acids. The transcript is spliced from 2 exons. Lineage: Eukaryota; Metazoa; Arthropoda; Insecta; Coleoptera; Tenebrionidae. The record is from RefSeq and is a predicted model, not a curated record.
CUUCUGAAACAUACUCUCAUAAAAAUAAGGAUGAAACUACGUAACUAGUUUAAUAUGUAUUAUAACGUAGUAAACCUGACGUGACUUACACUAUUUUGAGAACGAGUAGUCCCAGAGGGAACAAAUUUGCUGAUUAUAAAUCAAGCAUUACGUUACGUUGUGAAAACAUGUAACAGAUUACUGAAAAAAUGUGUAUCAGCAAAAGUCAAGUGUGCUGAAAAUACUAAAAUUCUAUAAUUUCCUAAAUCGCAAUUGGGCAGGACCAAGUCGGGGGUACCGGGGAGGAGAGGGGGGUAUUUUCAAAUUUUUGGAAGUGGUUAUUGAGUCUUUAAGUGUGUGGAGCAGUCUGUGGAAGGACAUUGGAGAGAAGAGAAGCAAGCGAAUUCGAAAGCUACCGAUCCAGUCCUAGAUACCGCCGCCCCCAGAAAUUGUAUCAUGGAGAACGCCACCGUGCGGGCCCUUGUGGCCAAGCUUCUGCGAGAGGAGCAAGAGACCCUCAACCCCGCGCGCCGGCAGGUCCGGGACCAGGGGAUUCAAGUGGGACCACCCAUGGACGUCGGCGUCUCCAGGGGGGUGCAGACGGAAAGAAGAGUCCCACCUCCCGAUUCCCCUCCACGGUACCUGCCGUCCUGCACACUGUGCGAGCUAGUAGGAAGUUCGUCAGCGGUGUGCCCCGGUCGUAUGCCGGAGCGGCAUCUAUCCAAUAAGCACCCCCGCUGCUCCCGGUCAAGGAGCCGACUCCGAACCCGACGAACAUCACCGUCCCGCGCACACACGCCGCCUCCAGCGGGAGGACGGGGCCCAACCUGGCCGUGAACUUGCAGUGGGCCUCUACAUCCCCGGGAUGGAAGCCAAGGAAAUAAAAGGCCGCUUGCUCGGGGGGACACGACCGAGAGCUGUAAAUUUUUUGUUUUUCCAGUUUUAUUAUAUUAAUUAGCGGUUAGAGUUCUGUUGUUAUUUUAAAUUUCUUUUAGUUCGCUCGGAUCUUGGGGCUCCGGGUGGACAUUUUGGAAGUUUUGUUGAAUUUCGUUUGAAAGUUGUUUUGAGUGUUGAAUAAAUAAAAAAAAGUU